UCGCCAAGCCUCCAGCUCUCCACCUUUCCACGGCGACAGAGAACAGAAUAAGACCAACCAUGAGCCACUCUUCAGUCCAUACCUCUACUUCCUACAGGCGCACUUUUGGAAGCCCGCACCCCAUCUCCAUGUCCUACUCCUCUGUGUCCUCCCAUAUGCCCUUUUCUGGGGGGCGCUAUAUGCGUUCAGUGUCACCUGUGGUGACAACCCGUCCCACCACCUUCCACCAACAUCGUUCUCGCCCCAGCACUCAGUCCCCUCGCUUCACCUAUGAAAAGGUGGACUUCUCCCAGGCUGAAGCCAUCAACCAGGAGUUCUUAACCACCCGCAGCAAUGAGAAGGCUGAGCUGCAGGAGCUCAAUGACCGCUUUGCCAGCUUCAUCGAGAAGGUGCGCUACCUGGAGCAGCAGAAUUCUGCACUGCAGCAGGAGCUCAACCAGUUCAAGGGCCAGCAGCAUGGCCAGCCCAACCGCGCCUCUGAGAUGUUUCAGGAGGAGCUGAGGGAGCUGCGGCGCCAGAUGGACGCCAUCGGCAAGGAGAGGGACCAAUACCAGCUGGAGAGGGACAACCUGGCUGAAGACCUAGCCCUGCUCAAGCAAAGGUUGGAUGAAGAAGCCCAUAAAAGGGCAGAUGCCGAGAGUAACCUGGUUGCCUUCCGCAAGGAUGUGGAUGAUGCCACAUUGUCCCGUCUGGAGCUGGAAAGGAAGAUUGAGACUCUGAUGGAUGAGAUUGAAUUCCUUAAGAAGCUCCACGAUGAAGAAAUCCAGGACGUGCAAGUGAGUGUCCAGACCCAGCAGCUGAGGAUGGAGGUGGACAGCAGCUCCAGACCUGAUUUAACUGCUGCUCUGAGGGACAUCAGGGCUCAAUAUGAGACCAUUGCCUUAAAGAACAUGCAGGAAUCCGAGGACUGGUACAAAUCCAAGUUUGCUGAUUUAACUGAGUCUGCAAAACGCAACACUGAUGCUCUGAGGCAGGCCAAGCAGGACGCCAAUGAGUCCAGGAGGCAGAUUCAAUCUCUCAACUGUGAAAUUGAUGCGUUGAAGAACACGAAUGAGGCUCUGCUGAGGCAGAUGCGUGAAAUGGAGGACCAGUUUGGCAAUGAGACUGCCAACUACCAGGACAAUGUGACCAGACUGGAGGACGAGAUCCGCCAUCUGAAGGAGGAGAUGGCUCGCCACCUUCGGGAGUACCAAGAUCUCCUCAAUGUUAAAAUGGCUCUGGACAUCGAGAUUGCAACAUACCGUAAACUGCUGGAGGGGGAGGAGAACAGGAUCACUGUCCCCAUCUUAAAUAUUGGUAUGAGCAACCACCUUGGAGAGCGAGACUAUGAACAUACUCCAGGCAGUGUGACCAAGAAGACUGUGGUGAUAAAGACAGUUGAGACUAGAGAUGGAGAGGUGGUGAAGGAAUCUAGGAGGGAGACGGAGAGAGAUUCAGGCCACACUGAUAGGACCGACAAGGACGACAAGGAUGAAUAGAUGAAAAUUGAUUUAAAAAAUGUGAAGGCCAGUGCCAUUAUAGAAAAAAAAACUUGAAAAACA
Molecule: messenger RNA, 1541 nt
Organism: Toxotes jaculatrix (banded archerfish)
Lineage: Eukaryota; Metazoa; Chordata; Actinopteri; Toxotidae
Gene: prph
Product: peripherin
Exons: 9
Coding region: 60-1478 (472 amino acids)
Cellular component (GO): type III intermediate filament; axon; plasma membrane
Molecular function (GO): structural molecule activity
Source: RefSeq, a predicted model, not a curated record